Molecule: messenger RNA, 288 nt
Organism: [Candida] anglica
Lineage: Eukaryota; Fungi; Ascomycota; Pichiomycetes; Serinales; Debaryomycetaceae
Source: the annotation of a GenBank genome assembly
AUGAGUCUUGGUGGAAAGUCACCUACUCAGUCUGUGGACAAUAGAUUAGCUCGACCAGUCGUAUACACUAUCCUACUUAUACUUUCGGUGAUUGUACUCCAACGGUUCACUACAAUUGAUAUCAGACGGUUAUUUAGAGGUACAAGAUACUCAACUGAACCUAGAGUACCGUCUUCGGAUGCAUAUGAAUUUGAACCCGCUGAUAGAUUCAACUACGAUGAAAAUAGACCAUAUGCAUUUGUGUUGGCCGCUAUAGUGAUGGUCUUGAUGGCUGGAUGUUUAAGCUAA